Solea solea (common sole) is the source of this 2364-nucleotide messenger RNA. It is a transcript of the gene daw1, whose product is annotated as dynein assembly factor with WDR repeat domains 1. The transcript has 13 exons. The coding region runs from base 410 to 1657 and encodes 415 amino acids. The record is from RefSeq and is a predicted model, not a curated record. Gene Ontology annotation, cellular component: SCF ubiquitin ligase complex. Gene Ontology annotation, biological process: protein polyubiquitination. NCBI's taxonomy places the organism in Eukaryota, Metazoa, Chordata, Actinopteri, Pleuronectiformes, Soleidae. Gene Ontology annotation, molecular function: ubiquitin-like ligase-substrate adaptor activity; protein binding.
UCUGGGAUUUUCUGAUCUAUGAUUUUCAGACAAUGUUUGAAAAUAGGAAAUAACCAGUGCGUGGCAGUUUACUGGGAGAUUGAUGCCAUUCUAGCCCCUUCACGGUGGUGAUCUACUGUACAUAAUACAGAUAUAACCAGACAUUGGUUUAGUGAAGGGCUUUAGAUACAUAUUAGAUUACAUACUUAUGCACACGGCAUAUUGUACAUUAUAAACUUACUCACAGAUCAAACUGCAACUCUAUCACAAGAUUGAAGCAAAACGGCUUCAAAUGCUUCCAGCAUUCCAGCGCUGAGUUGUUUCCCUAACACGCAUGCGUGAAUACGCGCGCCUACGCACUGCGCUUCUGUCGCCGUGGCAACUCUUUGUUGACAGGUGACACGAGGACGGUUGUGAAGGAAAUUAAACGAUGAAACUUAAGCGGUUCCUUCUCCGAUAUUAUCCCCCAGGUAUAAUCCUUGAAUAUGAGAAAGGAGGAUAUCUAAGGACCAAAUCAAUCGACCUUUUGGAUUUGACUCCAAAGACAAAUCCAGACGAGCUGGUGGCAGAGAUCAGACGAUCAGAGGCUCUGAUCACAGAGUCCCGGGCUGAUCAGGUCAAACAGCUGAUCAUUCGACUUCAGGAGAAACAGGGUCAGCAGGACCACCACAAAUUCUGUUUCUUCAAGGAACUUAAGGCACACAUACUGCCACUGACAAAUGUUGCCUUUGACAAAUCAGGAUCAAGGUUUAUAACUGGCAGCUACGACAGGACGUGUAGAGUCUGGGACACGGCCUCACGCACAGAGCUGCACGCACUAGAGGGACACAGAAAUGUGGUGUACGCCAUCGCGUUCAACAACCCCUAUGGAGAUAAAAUUGCCACCGGCUCUUUUGAUAAGACCUGCAAACUAUGGUGUGCGGGGACGGGCAAAUGUUUUUACACCUUUCGUGGACACACGGCAGAGAUAGUGUGCCUGGCAUUCAACCCCCAGAGUACACUGGUAGCUACAGGCAGUAUGGACGCCACUGCCAAGCUGUGGGAUGUGGAGACUGGAGAGGAGGUGGCCACUCUCACUGGCCACACUGCAGAGGUCCUGUCCGUGUGCUUUAACACGGUUGGAAAUCAACUCGUCACUGGCUCCUUUGACCACACGGUCGCCAUAUGGGACGUUGCUUCAGGAAGACGUGUUCACACAUUGAUCGGCCACAGUGGAGAAAUCAGCAAUGUCCAGUUUAACUGGGACUGUUCCCUCAUCGUCACGGGCUCCAUGGACAAAACCUGCAAGCUGUGGGAGGCCGCCACUGGCAAAUGUGUGGCCACGCUUGUCGGGCACAAAGAAGAGGUGCUGGAUGUGUGUUUUGAUUUAAGCGGUCAGCUCAUUGCCACUGCCUCCGCUGAUGGCACAGCACGAGUGUUUAGUGCAAUGACACGGGAAUGUCUCAUCGUCCUAGUUGGCCAUGAUGGAGAGAUCUCAAAGGUCUGUUUCAGCCCGCAGGGCAGCAGGGUCCUGACUGCCAGCUCAGACAAGACGGCUCGCCUGUGGGACGUUCAGUCUGGAGUCUGCCUACAAGUCCUGGCGGGGCACACUGACGAGAUCUUCUCCUGCGCCUUUAACUACGAGGGCGACACCAUCAUUACUGGCAGCAAGGAUAACACAUGCCGGAUCUGGUACUGACUCUCGACCUAGCGGAGGUUUCACACCGACAAAGAUGUACCCACCAUGAAUCUGUCUGUGUAUUAAAAAAAAAACGAAAGGUUAUUUCAACAUUAGUCUUUCUGUAGUCUUACUGAGUUUGUUUGAUGCUUCACUGGAUCUGUAUUAACCAUAUAGUGUGUCUCGCCUUUCAUUUACUGCUAACAGGAUGCAACAUUGGCUUCAUUAGUUUGGAUUCUUCAACAUCUUUGGCUUUGAUAUUUACGCUGUUUAGAUGAUAAUCACACAGUGGGAAUUUACACACAUACAGAAUUUUUGUCGCAGUUCAAUACAACAUGUACAGUUACGGUAUGAAUGGUAUGAAAGCCAUUAAACAUUAUCUUGGUCCCAACCGAUCAUUGAUUUCCAUGUUUCAUGAGCACGUUAACAGUUUUGUUUCCACUGCGAUUGCCGACCACUUUCUCCUCCACAUGAGCCGACACAGGGCGCGAGGCGGGGUACACCCUGGACAGAUCGCCAGUCCAUCACAGGGACAACAACACACAGCUACAAACAAACAUUCACACCUACGGGCUAGUUAGAGGGUUCAAUUUACCUAAUCCCCAUAUUGCAUGUUUUUGGAGUGUGGGAGGAAGCCGGAGAACCCGGAGAAAACCCAAGCUCACACAGGGAGAACAUGCAAACUCCAUGCAGAAAGGCCCUUGUUCCAACCGGGUCGCGAACCCGGG